Penicillium riverlandense is the source of this 903-nucleotide messenger RNA. RefSeq lists its product as uncharacterized. The record is from RefSeq and is a predicted model, not a curated record. The coding region runs from base 1 to 903 and encodes 300 amino acids. The transcript is spliced from 4 exons. NCBI's taxonomy places the organism in Eukaryota, Fungi, Ascomycota, Eurotiomycetes, Eurotiales, Aspergillaceae.
AUGUCGCACAAUAUUCUUAUUACUGGCGCUUCAGGGUACCUAGGAGGGACCCUCCUCGCACGCUGGAGUAGCGCCAAGCUUCCAGCAUAUCAAAGUCUCUACGCCCUUGUUCGAACAAAGGAGCAGGCUGAGUCCGUAAAACAGUACGGUGCUGAGGCACUGACAUUCGACGUCAAAGAUGAAGCCAGCACGACGGCUGCAAUCAUCGACCACAAAGUUACUAUCGUCUACUUCCUGGUCGAUGCUAUGGCGGGAGAUUCACUGGUCUAUAUUAUCAAGGCCCUUGCUGAAGUCAAGAAACAAACGGGGCAGGAGGGUCUUGAUGCAAACAACACUGUCAUCGAGUUAGCCGAGGCACGUGGAAUUCGGAACUACAUUUUCAUCCCGUGCAUUGUAUAUGGACAAGGUGAGGGAUUUGGAAAUCCAAUUUCUAUUCAAACAGUCGCAAUCGUGAGAGCCGCCAAAAAGACGGGGCGCGUGUACAGUCCCCACACCAACAAUCCGAAAUGGCCCGUCUGUCAUGUAAUUGACAAUAGCACUCUUUAUCUGGAAAUACUGCGAAACAUCCUGGCUGGAAAAGAUAUCGGCCACGGUCGUAAUGGAUAUUACCUCGCCGCCAGCGGCAGUAUGGCAUGGAAUGAUAUCUACGGUGCCAUGGCGAAAGGAUUGGUCAAGCGUCAAAUAGUUGACACCGAGUCGGUGCAAGUGGCAGAUGAUGCGGCUUUGCAGCAGAUGGGGGAGGCAUUGGGAUGCCCCAAGGAAAUGGUGCCCCUGUUCUUAGGUGGAGAAUGUACGCUCGAGGCACGGCAUGGUCAUGAGAUUGGCUGGAAACCUCAAUAUUCGCCGGAGCAUAUACUCGAGGCGGCUGACGCAGAAGUCGACCUGAUUAUUAGACAUCUGUAG